GCCCAGUAUGUUAACUGGGGGGAGCUGGCCGGGGUGAGCAAUCGCCGCUCAGAGACCAACGGCAUCGGUCGGCGGAUGUAUUGUAAAAUAAAGAAGACCGCUUAAAGAUCACUUAGGGGAAGCAUCCCACAUUUCUUCUGGACACCUUUCCUCCCUGCUUCCUGGCCUCAGCCCCUUGGGCUCACUAAAGAUACCAAGACAUGUCAACUCCUCCCUCAAAGAAAGAAAAACGAUUUCUUUUUACAUCAGAAUCUGUUGCUGAAGGACAUUCUGAUAAGAUGUGUGAUCAGAUAAGUGAUGCUGUUCUAGAUGCUCAUCUCAGUAUUGAUCCAGAUGCCAGAGUUGCCUGUGAGUGUGUAGCAAAAACUGGAAUGAUUUUGCUUUGUGGAGAGAUCACAUCCCAGGCUGUAGUAGAUUACCAACAAAUUGUAAGAGAGACUCUUAAGAGGAUAGGGUAUGAUGACUCUUCCAAAGGACUGGACUAUAAGACUUGCACAGUUUUAGUGGCCUUAGAACAACAGUGUGAAGAGAUCAAGCAUGCUGUCUCCCAUGGCAAGAGUGAUGAUGACAUGGGAGCAGGAGAUCAGGGUUUGAUGUUUGGCUAUGCCACUGAUGAAACUGAAGAAUAUAUGCCCUUAACAGUCCUCCUGGCACACAAACUGACUGCAAGGAUAAAGGCUCUGGAACGGAAUGGAACAUGGCCCUGGGUUAGACCAGAUGGGAAAACACAGGUCACAAUGGAAUACAAAGAGACUAAUGGUGCACUGGAGCCCAUCCGAGUGCACACACUUGUGAUUUCAGUACAUCAUGCCCCGGACAUACCUCUACAACAAAUACAGAAGGAACUAAUGGAGAAAGUUGUUAAAAAAGUCAUUCCAGAGAAGUAUCUUGAUAAGGGCACAAUUUAUCAUCUCCUUCCAAGUAAAAAGUUUAUAGAAGGUGGCCCUAAGAGUGAUGCUGGACUGACUGGCAGGAAGAUCAUUGUUGAUACCUACGGAGGCUGGGGAGCCCAUGGUGGAGGUGCAUUCUCUGGAAAAGAUCCCUCCAAAGUUGAUCGUUCUGCAGCUUAUGCAGCUCGCUGGAUUGCAAAAUCUCUGGUGAAAGCUGGUCUCUGUAGAAGAGUAUUAAUCCAGCUAUCAUAUGCUAUUGGUCUGAGUCAUCCUCUUGCGAUCUCAGUGUUUCAUUACGGAACGUCAGACAGAUCAGAAGAGGAACUGCUUGAGAUUGUGCAGAAGAACUUUGAUCUACGCCUUGGAGCUAUCAUAAGGGAUCUGGAUUUGAAGAGGCCAAUCUAUCAAAAAACAGCAUGCUAUGGGCACUUUGGGAGAGAAGAAUUUACAUGGGAAAUACCCAAAAGGCUUCUGUAUUAAGUUUUUCAGAAUGUUUCAAGUAAUUGACAGGUGGUUUAAUAAUCAGGUAAAAUGUCAAGCUGUUCAAGAAAAGGCUGUAUCUACUCUUUUUAAAAUUACAUUCUGUGGUUAAUAGAUUUACUGAAAAAUAUUUGUAUGUAAUUUCUAACUUUCAUAGUGGCCUUACACUUUAAAUGCAUGCUGCUCUAUCUAACAUACUCUUCAGCUUUGUCUUUGGUAACAUGUGAACAAUUUAGGCCUUUGGCUGCGAUCAGGUAUUAAGUGGAAGUUGAAGUCAUUCCUGUUCUGCCAGGGAAGCCCACUACUGCUUACCCAAUUAACUUUGUGCUGAAGUGGAUGAAGUUGGUGAGGUAACUUCCAGCAGCUUCCUGUAAGAGGAAAGCAGUAACAGCACAAAUUGCCAUAAUUCUUUGGGCCAGGACCUCCAUGAAUACAGCUUUAGUUAUGGUCCUUCUAGUCCAAGCAAAUCAGUAAAAAUACCCAUUUCAUAACAUUGUUCCUUGUAAUCCUAAAUAACCUUAGCUAUGAGCCAGGGUUACCUGUUUGCUUCUAACAUUAUAGUUUUGUAGGCACGCCUGUGAAAACUGAUGAACUCCUAUGUUGUAAUUCCUUUACUCAUUUAUUAUUAUUCCUUCUCAAACGGAAAUGUUCCAGGUCUACAUGAGUUGGAAUUGGCUGUAUAGUUUCAAUUAAAUUUCAUUUAGCCACUUCUGAAAAGUAAAAAAUAAUUUGUAAAAAACUACAUUACUUUCCUGUGACUUCUCUGACUGAAAGCACAAAAUGGAGAGAGAGAAUUCAUUUAGCUUCUCUUCAAGGACUGGAGAGGAUGAAAAGGCUUGUAUACAGAAAGUAGCAAUUCUGGCAAGCAAAUUUAUCAGAUUGUAAACUAAGACAGAGUGUUGGAAUGCUGUAACUGCUCUUACUUAAUACCAGGGAAUUUUAACAGAUAAUUAAGCAAUAUGCCUACCCUGUCCCCAGUAAAAGAAAAAUAUAGGUUUCAGUGGUAAGUCUAAUCAAAUGCAAGUAGUUGAAUAUAACAUUAGCCUUAAGCAAGUUUUAAAAAGCUGGUUCCUUUCAUGUAAAGACAGAUCGAUCCGUUGCUCCUUUGAUAGACCGGAGCUGAAGUGAGGUCACUGUACAGCUGUACAGCCUUACCCGGCCUGGUGGAGUUAACCUGAUCUACCAUAAUAGUGCUGCGGUCAGUCCUGUGACCUACAAAAAUGGCUUUUUUUUUCCUUCCGUAAG
This is a messenger RNA of Phalacrocorax carbo (great cormorant), 2615 nucleotides long. The record is from RefSeq and is a predicted model, not a curated record. NCBI's taxonomy places the organism in Eukaryota, Metazoa, Chordata, Aves, Suliformes, Phalacrocoracidae.